Molecule: messenger RNA, 1629 nt
Organism: Fusarium subglutinans
Lineage: Eukaryota; Fungi; Ascomycota; Sordariomycetes; Hypocreales; Nectriaceae
Product: mercuric reductase
Exons: 2
Coding region: 1-1629 (542 amino acids)
Biological process (GO): regulation of DNA-templated transcription
Molecular function (GO): DNA-binding transcription factor activity, RNA polymerase II-specific; zinc ion binding
Source: RefSeq, a predicted model, not a curated record
AUGUACGCACCAAAAAGAAACGGCGCGCGAGCAGACCAAAAGCUCGUACAGGAUGUACAGCUUGCAAGUAAGGCCUGCUACCAUUUUUACACUAGGCCAAUAGGGGACAUCCAGGGCGCUAAUCCCUAUGCUAGGAGCCGGCGCGUCAAAUGCGAUGAGACAAAACCAAAAUGUGAUCGAUGUGAAGAAUACGGAUCAUUCUGCGAGUAUCAACUGCCGCGACCACAAGAUGCGGCAAUCAAGGUUAAAGAUCGUGACAGGGACCUCAUUCCUAUCCAACCUCGGCACCCGUCACAGCUCAUAUCUAGCCCUUCAGAUCCUCUUUGCUGCGACGAGGUAGAAGCCCGGUAUUUUCGAAUCUUCCACGAGAAGCUGGCCUUCGAUUUGAGUGGCUAUUUUGAAGCUCCCUUUUGGACACGGCUGAUACCGCAGCAAUGCCAUCACAAUCCGGGGAUAAAGCACGCAAUUCUAGCUCUCAGCGCUCUCUACAAAUCGGCACUAUCAUCCCGGUCUCAUACGGUGAACUUGAACGAUGAGCAUUAUAGUUUUGCUUUGGUGCAGCAGAGGCAAGCCAUUAGAUCGCUGCGCAACGAUCUGUCUAGUGGACAACCUCAGAUGAGGCUUGCGCUUGUAGCGAGCCUACUCUUUUCAUGCUUUGAGAGCUUUCAUGGGGACUGGGAGUCUGCGACGCAGCAGGUAUAUAACGGGUUCAAUAUCUUGAAGCGUCUCAGCGAAGAUGAGAGACGACAAGCGACCAAUAGCCUUACUGAUAUUGAUCUCGACGUGGGACUAACUUUGCGACGCCUCGAGCUGCAAAUAUUGUCAUUUUUCGCCAUGACCCCAACGUCGGAGCAUCCCAAUGACCCGAGUCAUGAAGAAAUUGUAUUGGAUCUGCCAGAUCAGUUUACUACCUUCAACGAAGCUUUCGCAGCAGUAACAAAACUCGCUGUUUCCAUUCUUCGACAUGCCAAGAUAUCCGCCAUAGGCGAAACUGACCCAGGUCAUCGGGAAUUUCUUGCACGGCAAAAGCAGCAACUCCAGGGAUUAAUGUAUCAAUGGGGCAAGGCAUACGAGUCUAUGUUUCUCGAAGCUUACCAGAGCACCAUUGGCAGAGAAUAUCUUGGAGUCCUCCAAGUCCGAAUAUGUGCCUGGAAAUGCGAAAUAUUGAUUGCUACAAGCAUGUCAGACACAGAAGCCAUCUAUGAUGAUUUCACGGCUCAAUUUCAGAGGAUGACACAUUUUGCGCGAUAUGUACUCCAGAAGGAUCAAAAACUUCGAGACUCGGAUGGUCCGAGAUUGCAGUAUGGCAUGGGUCUGAUAAUGGCGCUUUUCUUUACAGCUACGAGAUGCCGGAACUACUUCGUGCGCAGAGAGGCUAUCGCUAUACUCCGGGAGUGGCCUUGCACCAAUGGGAUCUGGCACAGUUUGCAAGCGGCAAAGGUUGCCGAGUGGAUAAUUAACAUCGAGGAGGAGCGCUGUAGUGGAUUGGAGUUCGUUCCGGUAGAGUGUCGGGUUAAGCUGCAGAGUUUGACAGUGGUCUUGAAGAAGGAUGUCAUUGCUGUUGAAUGUAUGCAGUGGUCUGCUGAUGGUACCUUAGAACCCCGAAAAGCAAAACUCACUUGGCCUUGA